Molecule: messenger RNA, 294 nt
Organism: Penicillium malachiteum
Lineage: Eukaryota; Fungi; Ascomycota; Eurotiomycetes; Eurotiales; Aspergillaceae
Product: SUMO family protein SMT3
Exons: 2
Coding region: 1-294 (97 amino acids)
Biological process (GO): protein sumoylation
Cellular component (GO): nucleus; septin ring
Molecular function (GO): ubiquitin-like protein ligase binding; protein tag activity
Source: RefSeq, a predicted model, not a curated record
AUGGCAGAGUCACCUUCCACCCCCAAAAUGUCCGAAGGGGAACAGGCCGCUGCUCCAGCCGAGCACCUUAACAUCAAGGUGACUGACAACAACAACGAGGUCUUCUUCAAGAUUAAGCGAUCCACCCAGCUGAAGAAGCUCAUGGACGCCUUCUGUGAUCGCCAAGGAAAGCAGCAGGCCACAGUGCGGUUUCUCUUCGACGGCACUCGAGUCCGACCCGACGAUACCCCAGAGACUCUCGACAUGGCCGACGGCGACACCCUGGAAGUUCACCAGGAACAGAUCGGUGGUUAG